AUGGAGAUCGCGGAGGCCACGGAGACCCCAGGCGGCCAGCGCGCGCGCUGCCGCCUCCAGCUGCCAGCCGCUACCGAACGCCACACGCGGCGCGGGGGCGCGGACUCCGGGUACCGCGUCUCUGUCCCGCCCUGCGCCUCCCCCGCUCCAUCCCUCCCGCCUGCGCCUCCCCAGCUCCACCCCUCUGCUCUCUCACCCCCGCACCCUCUAGGCUCUCGCUCAGAUGCGGUCGGUUCUCCCGGGUCGGGGCUCACUGCUCCUCUGCGCGCCUUCCGCUGCCCACCUCGCAGAUCCGCAGGCUUCUGGAGACCGUGGGUGGAAGACAGUGGCGAGGAGGAAGAGGCGCCGCACCACGCCGCGGAGGCGAUGCCAGAUGGCCCCGGAAUAACGGACGCCUCAGAAAAGCUUUCCCGAUACAGACACCCAGUCAGACUAUUUUGGCCAAAAUCAAAGUGUUACGAUUACUUAUAUCAAGAAGCAGAAGUCCUUCUGAAAAAAUUUCCAAUUCAAGCCACAAUUUCAUUUUAUGAAGAUUCUGAUAGCGAAGAAGAAAUUGAGGAGCUGAUCUGUGAAAAUUAAUCUGAUUACUUUUGAUGACAUUCAAAGCUUGUAGGUACAAAUUAGAUUAGUGUACAAAUGUAUCAUAAUCCUUUUAAAUUAACUUAUUUGUAUAUAAAUUAUUAAUAAAAUGAACUAUUUAGUAA
This is a messenger RNA of Delphinapterus leucas (beluga whale), 704 nucleotides long. It is a transcript of the gene RIPPLY2, whose product is annotated as ripply transcriptional repressor 2. Gene Ontology annotation, biological process: embryonic pattern specification; negative regulation of transcription by RNA polymerase II. Lineage: Eukaryota; Metazoa; Chordata; Mammalia; Artiodactyla; Monodontidae. The record is from RefSeq and is a predicted model, not a curated record. Gene Ontology annotation, cellular component: nucleus.